Messenger RNA from Penicillium malachiteum, 936 nucleotides. RefSeq names its product protein-S-isoprenylcysteine carboxyl O-methyltransferase. The record is from RefSeq and is a predicted model, not a curated record. Gene Ontology annotation, biological process: C-terminal protein methylation. The coding region runs from base 1 to 936 and encodes 311 amino acids. Lineage: Eukaryota; Fungi; Ascomycota; Eurotiomycetes; Eurotiales; Aspergillaceae. Gene Ontology annotation, cellular component: membrane; endoplasmic reticulum. Gene Ontology annotation, molecular function: protein C-terminal S-isoprenylcysteine carboxyl O-methyltransferase activity. The transcript is spliced from 2 exons.
AUGUCAGCCAACAUCGACGCCAUAGCCUCUGGCUCCGAGGCUAUAGCCGGAAACCCCAAUAUCUCCUGGCCAACUGAGCGAGCAUCCCACAUUCCUUCAGAAUGGCACCCUUCCUCCCUAAGUCCCGGUCGCCGCCCCAGCAAUACCUCAUCCACCUCCUCCGACUCCGCAACCCGCGACACCGAUCCUUCAAAUUUCCCCGAUGGCAGUAAAUCCCUCGCAGGUAUCUCACUUCGAGCAUUCUGUCUCGGUACAUCCCUCGGAGUCGCAAGCACCGUGACGAUAUGUCUCGGCAUCCUCUCCCCAACUCCUUUUUGGCGCGUCCCGUUCUUCAUCGCUGCUCUGAGCCUCUUCCAUUUCCUCGAAUUCUAUAUCACGGCCUCGUAUAAUACCCCUUCGGCGGAUGUGAAGGCUUUCCUGUUAUCGAGUAAUGGGUGGGCGUAUAACGUUGCCCAUGGGGCUGCGAUGGUGGAAUGUCUCGUUUCGAGUUACUUUUGGCCUGGUGGCUCAGUGCUAGGUUAUUGGCUCUCGAUCUCGAUUCCUGUUUUUGGGAAUCAGGUCUCUGUGUCCCUGCUCUUAAUCCUGGGAUUUGUCCUUACGGUCUUGGGUCAGAUCGUCAGGUCUUUUGCGAUGGCCCAGGCCGCCAGCAACUUUAAUCACCAUGUGCAGUCGGAGCAUAGACAGGGUCAUGUCCUUGUUACGCAUGGAUUAUAUCGUAUCCUGAGACAUCCAAGUUACUUUGGGUUCUUUUGGUGGGGACUUGGGACGCAGUUGGUGCUUGGAAAUGUGGUUUGCUUCGUUGGGUAUUCCUUCGUGCUGUGGAAGUUCUUUAAUACGAGGAUUAAACGCGAGGAGGCCUUCUUGGUUCGGUUCUUCGGCGCUGAGUAUAUUCAGUACCGACAGGUGACGCCUGUUGGUAUCCCUGGAAUUCGGUGA